Messenger RNA from Ambispora gerdemannii, 939 nucleotides. The record is from the annotation of a GenBank genome assembly. Lineage: Eukaryota; Fungi; Glomeromycota; Glomeromycetes; Archaeosporales; Ambisporaceae.
AUGGGAAAUGGACCAUCAAAAAUAAAAUUCCAUCACAACGGCAAAAGCCGAAAAAAAUGUUAUAAUACGCGGCGCAAGAGUUCAUCGUCGCUGUCCAGUUGCUCUUCAAGCACAGCAUCACGCCAAAAUUCGGCGACGUCCAGUGAUAAUGACUUUUAUCGGUUUUCGUAUGGUCGACGGUAUCAAAAUGUCGAAAAUGUCAACUAUUUUAUGCCGAAUGAUGAAGAUGAGAUGGCACGACUACAACUUUUACACUAUCUAGUCAAACUAAAUUGGAACUCUGAUUUUUCAUCGCCGAUAACAGAACGAUUAAAGUUCGGGAAUUUCAAAGUUCUCGAUUGCGGCUGCGGCCCAGGCACAUGGGUAAUGGAACUUGGAUCCGAAUACCCAAACUCACAUUUCAUCGGAAUAGACUGCUGCCCAAUUUUUCCCACAAGCAUAAAACCAGCGAACGUCGAAUUUCAAUGCACAAACUUGUUAAACAGCCUCCCGUUCGAUGACGACACGUUCGACUUUGUGCAUAUGCGAUUUAUGGUUGGCUCAUUUACAUCCGAGCAAUGGGAGUCGAUUGUCAUUCCGGAGUUGAUGCGAGUUUGUAAACCGGGUGGGUUUUUGGAGUGUAUGGAGUCGGACAUGAAGUGGGUGAAUAGUGGUCCUGCUACAGAUCCAUAUCUACAAGAGUAUCUUCGACGAACAGAUAGAUUGGUUAACAUUAAUCAUGCACAUAGAAACAUACCGAUUGGAGGGUGGGCCGGAAAACUUGGUGAAUCGGCAUUCCAAGUAGCUCAACAAACAUUUGAAGCAAGCAAAAUACAUCUGAGCGAAUUUCUCGAAAUAAGUCACGACGAAUAUGACGAGUUGAUUCGUAUAGCUUGUAGGGAGUUCGACCAAUUUCAAACUAUGGUCCCGACGUUUCGAUUUUGGGCUCAGAAGAUUUGA